Messenger RNA from Anarrhichthys ocellatus (wolf-eel), 1522 nucleotides. Its product is annotated as protein FAM104A-like. The record is from RefSeq and is a predicted model, not a curated record. The coding region runs from base 709 to 1089 and encodes 126 amino acids. The transcript has 3 exons. NCBI's taxonomy places the organism in Eukaryota, Metazoa, Chordata, Actinopteri, Perciformes, Anarhichadidae.
ACGUCAGGUAAACAGAGGGGCGGAGCUCUUUCAGGGAAACAUUGACGACCAGCAGAGAAGACCAGCUCGCUGCUAUGGCACACCUAACGACCUCCUAUUAUCGGUUAUCCUACAAUUAAAAUACAUCAAACUUUUUUUUCUCAUUGAGUUUGUGGAAUCGGAGUUGUGUUAAGUGCAUUCAACAGUUAACUACGACUGACGGCAGCUGGACGGAAUACGAAAGCGGAAGAACUUCGUCAGUACGCGGAACGUUAGUGCAAGCGCAGCGGUAGUUAGCUAAAGUAGUUAGCUCGCAUAACGUCGCACGGUAGCAGCUAGCAGGCUAGCUCGCUGUCAUGCCCGGUAUUUCUCGAGAUUUGACUGCGUAAACGAGAAUAGUGGUUAGCGGGUUGGCUCUCAGACGCCCAGCAAGCAGCUUGUUCCACCACCGAGGCGUAGGCAGGGCGGGCUGUACUUGGACCAGUGACAGGUCUGGACUAACCCACAGCGGAGCUUUGUGCUUUACCCACGGGGACCUGCGCCUCAGCCGUCUGGGGAUCGCUCACUCGCACGUCCGAGACUUUCUGAUGAGAUGAGCGCGAGGUUGCCAAUGGUCGUGGAGCUGUGACAAAACCAAAGCUUUAAAAUAAGAUAUCUGAAUCCGGCUCAAAAAGGAGUGUCAACCUUUCUCUUUGCCAAACCACCCCCCCAUCAGUCAACACUGCAGAAAUGCUGACAGACAGCAGGAAACGACACCGCGGCUGUGACAGUGAGGAGGACCAACAGCUGAGUUCUCAGGCCAAGAGGUCAGGAGGGGGUCCCAGCCUGCUCCUGUCGGAUUUGGAUUCAGAGUCUUCCAGCAGCGACAGCAGCAAUGGGAUCAGCAGUCCAGAGAGAGCGCUGGUGGCCACCACCAGGCCGUGCAUACACAGCCAGAACAACCGCAUCCCCCAGUGCUCCCUCAGCCCAACGCCUGAAGACUCCGGUGGCUCCUUGCAGCAUGGUUUCCAUGGCGAUGGCAGCAGUGUCUCUUACGACGACAUCAACAGAGUCCUGAGGGAGGCGCACUUCAGUAGUCUGCAGACCAGAGGGCGUCCGGGUUCAACAUGACCGUGACCUCUCGGAUCCCUCUCCUGACCGGUCGUCCCUCCGCCCAUCAGUGCUGACACUGCUGUCACGGUGGCUCCUCCUUGAAAGCCUCAAGGAGCACAUUUGGGUCAAGGGAUGGGGGGGGGGGGAAGGGGAUGAUGUGUGGGGAGGUUUACAGAUUUUUGGGCACAAUGGGCUCAUCCCCCACCUCACCAUGUACCAUUUGUCAAGACCAUAAGCACAUCUGCUGUUCCAUGGCCCAGCCACUGUGGUUUUCUGUGCAGUAUUGAUGUGUGUGUGUGUGUGUGUGUGCACGCACCCUGUGCACUUUACAGAGAGGAAUCAUUCUCUUUACAUGCGUGCGUUGAUGCGUGGACGUUGUCAUUGGUGCUAAUCUCAAGAAACGUGCGAUGAUCCAAAGUGCUUGUGAAACUAAAUAAAGCAAAGCACUUUA